This is a messenger RNA of Macrobrachium nipponense, 834 nucleotides long. RefSeq lists its product as uncharacterized. The coding region runs from base 1 to 834 and encodes 277 amino acids. NCBI's taxonomy places the organism in Eukaryota, Metazoa, Arthropoda, Malacostraca, Decapoda, Palaemonidae. The transcript is spliced from 2 exons. The record is from RefSeq and is a predicted model, not a curated record.
AUGCAAUAUGGACCUCAACAGCCUCUCACCCCAGGAGACCCAGAGAUUUUUGGUAGUUGUCCUGUGUCUAUGUGCAGUCCAGGUCAUCAACAGGUUGACAAGAUAAGUGAUGAAGUGCCCCAAGACACCAGAUGGAAUGACGUAGCAAAACGCUUCGCCUCCAAGUGGAACUACUUCAGUUGUGUGGGAGCCCUGGAUGGGAAGCACAUCACGAUCAAGAAACCCAAAGGUGGAGGAUCACUGUAUUUCAAUUACAAGAAGUUUCACAGCAUCGUCCUCAUGGCCCUCUCCGAUGCAAAGUACAAGUUCCUGUUCGUUGACGUUGAUGCAGAAGGAGGUGCUGGGGAUGGAGGAACCUGGCAGAAGUGCAACCUGGCCAGGGCCAUCGCAAACAACCGAGCAGGACUCCCACAAGACAGAAAUCUGCCCAACGACGACGAACCCAUCCCCUUCCACAUAGUCACCGACAAUGCCUUCGCUCUCAAUACGUGGUUGAUGAAGCCCUACUCCCACCAAUCACAAGAUCCCACCGAACGAAUAUACAGCUACAGAUUAUCUCGUGCUCGUCGUGUGGUGGAAAACGCAUUCGGCCUGCUGCAGAUGAGAUGGCGAGUCUUCGGGACGACGAUGCAACAGGACGUACAGGUGUGCAACAAGAUAACUUUGUGCGCAUGUGUCAUGCACAACCUGGCACUCCAACGCUACCCAUGUGCUGGUACUGACGUCGACCAUGAGGACCAACACCAUAACGUUGUACCAGGCACUUGGAGGCAGGAGUUGCUGAACCUCAUGGAACGACUCAUGGCAAGAAGGGGACCAAACUACACACGUUGA